AUGUCGACGGAUAGUGUGCGCCAUCUUGAAUCGAAACCAAAUCACGGGCAGAUCCCGCUCGCGCCGAUCCCGCGCGCCUCCACUCGCUCUCAUUCCGCGCUCGAUCGCACCGUCCGGCCGCCGGAGCUCCAGGAUAAGCCGCACUGAAGGCUCGAGGCACAGAAACAGGCGAUGAUGGCAGGGGUUGGUGGAGGCAAUGAUUUCCAGUGGUGCUUCUCCCAGGUCAAAGGAGCCAUAGAUGAAGAUGUUGCAGAAGCGGACAUUAUCUCAACCGUCGAAUUUAACUAUUCUGGAGAGUUACUAGCCACAGGAGACAAAGGGGGAAGAGUCGUCAUAUUUCAGCGAGAACAGGAGAGUAAAAACCGCCCGCUCUCAAGAGGCGAAUACAACGUGUACAGCACUUUUCAGAGUCACGAGCCUGAGUUUGAUUACUUGAAAAGUUUAGAAAUUGAGGAGAAGAUCAAUAAAAUCAGAUGGCUGCCGCAACAGAACGCUGCGCACUUUCUACUGUCCACAAACGACAAAACCAUCAAAUUAUGGAAGAUCAGUGAAAGGGAUAAACGAGCAGAAGGAUACAACCUUAAAGACGAGGAUGGACGACUGCGAGAUCCGUUUCGAAUCACAUCACUACGGGUUCCUGUGCUGAUGCCGAUGGACUUGAUGGUUGAAGCCAGUCCCCGCAGAAUAUUUGCAAAUGCACAUACAUAUCACAUCAAUUCCAUUUCAGUAAAUAGUGAUUAUGAAACAUACCUUUCUGCAGACGACCUCAGAAUAAAUCUCUGGCAUUUAGAAAUCACAGAUAGAAGUUUUAACAUUGUAGAUAUAAAACCAGCCAAUAUGGAGGAGCUGACGGAGGUGAUAACGGCGGCCGAGUGUCACCCGCACCAGUGUAAUGUGUUUGUGUACAGCAGUAGUAAAGGCACCAUCCGCCUGUGUGACAUGAGGUCCGCCGCGCUCUGCGAUAGACAUAGCAAAUUUUUUGAGGAGCCAGAAGACCCCAGCAGCCGGUCGUUCUUCUCCGAAAUCAUCUCCUCCAUAUCCGACGUCAAGUUCAGCCACAGCGGCAGAUACAUGAUGACCCGCGAUUACCUCUCCGUUAAGGUUUGGGACCUGAACAUGGAGAACCGACCCGUAGAGACCUACCAGGUACACGAGUACCUACGUAGCAAGUUGUGCUCGCUCUACGAGAACGACUGCAUUUUCGACAAGUUUGAGUGCUGUUGGAACGGUUCAGACAGUGCCAUUAUGACGGGUUCCUACAACAACUUCUUCAGGAUGUUCGACAGGAACACGCGCAGAGACAUCACACUGGAGGCGUCGAGGGAGAGCAGUAAACCCCGUGCCAUGCUCAAACCCCGCAAGGUCUGCACCGGCGGCAAGCGGAAGAAAGACGAAAUCAGCGUCGACAGCCUGGACUUCAACAAGAAGAUCCUACACACUGCCUGGCACCCCAAAGAGAACGUCAUAGCUGUGGCCGCCACCAACAACCUGUAUAUAUUCCAGGACAAAAUGAAUUAAGCAACGAGAGAAAGUGAUUUAAAAACCAAGAAGAAAUGUAAAUCAAGAAAAAAAUAAAGAGAAACAUCCCCUUACACCCCGAUUCCUCCAGCGAAAAGUCGGAGGACGCUCAAGAAAUCUCAAACUUUGCAAGUGAUAAGUUUAAGUCGUUAAAUCUGGAUAGGAAAUAUGGCCGCGAUGUCGUCCUGAAAGAGAUGCACUUGUUUUACACCAGGAAGUUGAAAGACAGACCGUAUAUUUUGGAAAAUUGAAAUAAUUCCUGAUGAUCCCCUCCCAAACCCUUCAAAAAGAUCCGAAGGCCAAUAUCGACCAACUCUCCAAUAACGGAAUCAGCAUUAAGAUGCUCGAACAACUUUGCAGAUGUAUUUGUCUUUCGGCUGAGCCUUACGUUUUUAUGAUUUGACGACCAAAAGUACAGAUGUGCACCAGGAUGAGCAUCGUCCCGCUGUCGAUCGUAUGUACUCGCAGGCCUUCAUGAGCGCUUGUUUAUUGCCUGUCAACAUUCCUUCCCCCGGCCCGACUCUCAGGGCCGUCUCGUUCUACCUUUUUAGCACUUAAAAACAGGUCUCCAUUUUUUUUUGGUCAGUGGACAGUUUCUUUUUCCGUUUUUAUUUUGGUUCUGUUUUUAUUUUAUACUUCAUUUUUUUCUUGUUUUCUCAUGCAUAAUAUCUACUCACUGACUGUAUCUAUAUAUUACACCAUCUGGUGUCAAACCACUUAAUAAAAGUAACAUAACUACAAAGACGACAAGCGUUUUUUACAUUAUGAGCAGGUAUGUGUGAUCUUUUUAUGUUCUAGAUUUGCAUGUAAUCUGCAUAUGUAGAUCAGGAGCGCGCCAGUGGUUAAAAUGUGAAAUCAUCCUGCUGAACUCCAAAUCGGCAGCAUUAUUGGGGGAAUUUUAACCAUUUUUGGUAACACUUUAUAAUAGCUACACACUAUAAAUCGUUUAUUAAGCAUUAGCCAACAGUAAAUUGGUUAUUCGUUAAGCAUUAACUACAUUAACAGAUGUUAGUAAGCUUUUUAUAACCGGUACCAUGCUGUAUUUUUGACUUAUAAGCGCAUAUAUAUUGUGCAUAAUGAUUGUAUUUUCAUACUUUAAUCUUUACUAAAUUAAGUAUUGCAUCAUUUACAAACCAGUUAUUUUAGAGAAGUUGCUGAUGUUUAAAGAUUAUUCAGAAUAUGUAAGUAAAUGAUUAAUAAACUAUUCCAAUUAACAUUUAUAUAUCUUAUUCUUCAGGCAUAUACUAAUAGCUAACUUUGCAUGUUAAUAAAUCCUUGAUUAACUCAACUUGCAGGUUUGGAUUGAAUAAUAUACUGACACAACUCUGAUAAAUAGUAACAAGCAGUUAAAUAAUAAUGAUAUCCUAUGGAUAAAAGGUUAAUCAGGUGGUUAUGAUGCCUGUUAAAUGAUUAAUUUUUCAGUACUAAAUUAAGUAUCGCAUUAUUUUCAAACCGUUUGUGGUUAAAAGUAGUUGGUGGUUUUUAAGAUCGCUCAGAAUGUGCAAGUAAAUGAUUAAUAAACUAUUCAAAUCAACAUUUAUAUAUCUUAUUAUUCAGGCAUAGAGUUAUGGUCACUAUGUAUGUUAACAAAUGCUUUAACAACUCAACUUCAUGCAGUUUUGGGAUGUAAUCUAAAGUGAGGACUACUCAUGCUUUAUAAAUGCCUCAUAAAUGACAAUUAAAAUCUAAUUUGUUUUAGAUAAGCUUGCAAAGAUGUAUUUUUAAAUUGAUGCUUAGCCUUUAAUUAUCAUUUAUAAGGGAUUUACAAAGCAUAAAUAGUCCUCACUUUAGAUUAGAUCACACAUUAACUACACUAAAGUUGUGUUAAUAAGACAGUUAAUAGUUGUGUUAAUAAACAGUUGUGUUAAUAAAACAUUUAUGAACAUACAGAGUAACCAUUACUAUAUGCCUGAAUAAUAAGAUGUAUAUUAAUUUGAAUAGUUUAUUAUCUGAUCUUAAAAACCACCAGCUACUCUUAAAUACAAAUGGUUUGUAAAUAAUGCUCUGCUUAAAUUAGUAAUAAAAAAUUAAUCAUUAACUAAGUAUGAAAGUACGAUUAACACACACAUUUUGCAUGUAAAUUUAAGUCAAGAAUACAGCAUUUGUAGCUGUAUUUGUAAACUUCUUACUAUUGUCUUUUAAUGGUGAUGCUUAACAAAUGAUGAAUUAACUAAUUGCUAAUGCUUAGUAAACGAUUAAUGGUGUGUAAUUAUAAAGUGGUACCUUUUUUAAAGAGAAAAGCAUCAAAUGAAACAGUUUAAAUGUUGAAAUUCCCUCAUAAUGUGCGGAUUGGGAAGCAAAUCUCCAUAUUGUACUACUUGAAUAUACAGUUGCACUGUUUGAUUGAGGACGUUGGCCAUGAUGAGCGUCAGUAUUGCCGUCUGUUUCGCUUUAGAUCCUGUUUUUCUUUUUUUUCCCCGUUUUUACUUUGUAAAGGGAUUCUACCGCCUUAAGUCUGUUUGUUAUAACCCUCAGAUGAUUCCCAUUUGACUUUUACCCAAAUGCAUUAUUAUUUUUGUUCUUUUAACACUCCGUUUAUCCGUUCAUGUGCUGCUGUGGUUUGAGCGGCUUACGCUGAAAAAAAUGAUUCAUUGGAUUUGCUUAAUUUUUAGUAGAUGCAAACAAUUCAUAUGGGCUGAAUUCAAACAAAUUAAAUGUAGUAAUGUUCAACUCAAUUUGUUUAAAUUCAGCCUAUAUAAAUAGUUUGCAACCACUUGUGUUAAAAAAAAAAAGUGUAAAUCCAAUGUAUUUUUUUCAGUGUAGUAUUUGGACACUAAUAUACGAGAUAUAUACGGUCAUCGUAGAAAACACUGAAAUCGAAAGCGAAGUGUCGAGUGCCUCUUGAGACGAAACUGACUUUCCUCCAGUCAAUCGAAGUUGCGCAAAAAAAUACAAGAAAAAUGAUCUGAUCCGAACGGAUUUCUUAUCGGUUUAAAGAAACCGAUGACAACAUGCUGUUUGCGCGCUGCUGAAUUUUGACAUGCGGCUGCAAAACUGAUGACAAACAUAACGUAACGGUUGACGAAUACAAAAAAGUUGUUGUAUAGCUGAUUGUGACGCUCUUUAAAUCUGGGAACCGACAGGUCAGAUGCGUACUCACAGACCUUGUUCCUUGUUAAAUGAUGAUGAUGAUGAUGCUAACAUUGUGAAAGUGUACACUUGUUUGAUUAUUUUUGACCAAAGUUAAAUAAAAUUUUAAUUGUGUUUAUCUGAA
Messenger RNA from Danio aesculapii, 4732 nucleotides. RefSeq names its product protein phosphatase 2, regulatory subunit B, delta (gene ppp2r2d). The coding region runs from base 172 to 1518 and encodes 448 amino acids. Gene Ontology annotation, cellular component: protein phosphatase type 2A complex; cytosol. Lineage: Eukaryota; Metazoa; Chordata; Actinopteri; Cypriniformes; Danionidae. The record is from RefSeq and is a predicted model, not a curated record. Gene Ontology annotation, biological process: peptidyl-serine dephosphorylation. The transcript is spliced from 10 exons. Gene Ontology annotation, molecular function: protein binding; protein phosphatase regulator activity.